Molecule: messenger RNA, 2273 nt
Organism: Sphaeroforma arctica JP610
Lineage: Eukaryota; Ichthyosporea; Ichthyophonida
Exons: 3
Coding region: 57-1022 (321 amino acids)
Biological process (GO): regulation of transcription by RNA polymerase II
Cellular component (GO): RNA polymerase II transcription regulator complex
Molecular function (GO): DNA-binding transcription factor activity, RNA polymerase II-specific; protein dimerization activity; RNA polymerase II cis-regulatory region sequence-specific DNA binding
Source: RefSeq, a predicted model, not a curated record
GUUUAUCUCGUCUAGGGAUCACAGGGAGGUCAGAUACAUCGCUUGGACUUUUGACUAUGAAGUUCACCAACUUGCUACGGGGGCAGAAGAAUGGCACGCUAGACCUCAAUCAUGCCGCCAAACUGUUGGGAGUACAGAAGCGCCGGAUAUAUGACAUCACAAAUGUGCUGGAGGGCAUAGGCCUGAUUGAUAAAAAGUCUAAAAAUAUAAUGAUGUGGAGAGACGAUCACCCGGAAGGGAUACCAAAGUCUGAGGCGGAGAUUGCCGACCACAUCGAGAUGUUAGAACAAGAGAUUAAGGACAUGAUACAAGAAGAGAUGACCAUUGAGAGGCACUACAACACGCUCAUAGAGAGCAUGAAGCAGCAAGAUGAGGACCAAAGCACCCUGCCCUACAGGUACAUCUCAUGCGACGAGAUGAUGAAGCUACCUUCGUUCAAAGAUCAAACAACGAUAGCCGUAUGCACGCCUCAGGGGGUCAACGGCACGAUGCUGACCUACAUGCCUAUUACAGGGAAAGAUGGUAAGGAGUUGUUCCAGUUGGAGAUAACCAAUGAUAACGACCACCCGUUGGACGCGUUUCUGGUUGCCAGCGAAGGGAUGCAGAAUCUUAAGACCCUCGAUGGCAGCGGUACUGACGAUGAGGCGGAUGGGGACCAGUAUGCAAAUGGGCCCGAAAACCCUGGUAUGGAGUCUGGGGUGUUCUCACCCCCAGAGUUUGCGGAGGAUCAGGCCUUACAAGAAGACCGUGGCGUGUAUACAGCGCAGCUCACGCGAAGGAUUCCACAGGGUACACAGACACAAACACAGGCACAGUCACAGUCGCGUAAGCGAGACAAGGCGAGUAGCAAGGCUAAACAGGCAGAAAGCGGGACCGGUGAGGAUCGGGAGGGCUCCAGUUCUAAGCCAAGGGAGAAGUCUUCGGCAUCCCUGAUCAAACUAGAGCCGCCCGCGGUCGAUACCGAGUUCUACUACAGUCUGGACCACAGCGAAGGCGUGUCCGACAUGUUCGAUUUGAAAUAGUGUGGCAAAGUCCUCUAAGGACGACUCUAUACAUAUGAUAAUAAUGAUAUGAUAUGAUAUGAUACAAUCAUUCAAUUCUGCUACCGGGGGUACGUGUAGUAGCGGUGUUGAGACUACGCCACCGUGCAUUGUAAAAUAUCUAUGUAUGUGGCCCCGUUCGAAUGUACUACGGGUGUGGGUAGAGAACACCUCAACUGGCGGAUGAGAUGGAGACGUAGCUGGCUUUGGUGCGCAAUAGUGUUGGGAGUUCUCGUCUGGCAUGCUGUGCAUAUACCUACUUCCGGCAGAGGGUGUGUCAUUGGAUGCCGAAGUUGCACACUAAGUUGACCACGCCUCAGAUCUCACCGAAAUAGACAACAAUUCUUUACUUACCAUCCCAUGGUGGACUAGUCACUGAUGAGCCAAUCGAAUUAGGACGUGGAAUCGCCUGCAGUGUGCUUGUGUGCGCCGAGUGGGUAGAGUGUGGGCGGUGAGGCAAUACACUACGGAUCAUCGAUACAUUAGGGCCGACCCAGAGCACAGGCUCUUGCAACCCACUCAUACUUACGACGGAAGUGCGGUACCUUAUGUAAGUUAUCACUAAGUCCGGCUCGCGAACAUGCCUGUAGUGUCUAUAUGGGUUUCCAAAAGGUCUUCUUUCUUUAGGAAAUAUUCUUUGAUACUCUUGAGUGCUUGUCGUCAGCGUUCUAUGCAAAACACAAAGGGCUGUCUUUUAAGCGAUGACCUGUGCAACCCUAGAUAGGACACGAGCCACGUACUGAAGCAUGCGACAGAGUAUUUCACGAUAGAACAUAUCACAACAAAUCUCAUCACUUUACAUACAUCAGUCGCCACAUAUCGCAUAUCACAUCAUAUAAUUACAUUGAGCUAUACGCGUACUUCACAUCAGGAUGUACGUGUAUAUCGUAUGUCUCAUAGGCAUUCGGCGGUCGAGCUUGUGCGUCGUUACGUUUUCGUGACAGUAUUAUAAUAUACCAAAAAGCAAAACAUGACAUAGUGUACCAUUAUCUUGACCUCUCUGCCUGACAGAACGUCUGAUCAUGCGAUCCCUUGUCGUAGGUUUGCUUUAAAAACUUAGGUUUGGGCGGAGUCGUGGAGCUCUAGAAAAAAAAAGGAAUCUCAAUUAAAAUGAGUUGGACUAAAAUGACUGGUUCUACACAAAGCCCAGGCUGUAACUGUUUGUUCAAAUUAUUUGUUCAUUCCGGCCAAAAAUGCAUCAAACUCUUUUUCAACCCCAACCCGGGCCCAGCG